Peromyscus maniculatus bairdii (prairie deer mouse) is the source of this 5307-nucleotide messenger RNA. It is a transcript of the gene Tp63, whose product is annotated as tumor protein p63. Gene Ontology annotation, biological process: protein tetramerization; apoptotic process; regulation of transcription by RNA polymerase II. Gene Ontology annotation, cellular component: nucleus. Lineage: Eukaryota; Metazoa; Chordata; Mammalia; Rodentia; Cricetidae. Gene Ontology annotation, molecular function: DNA-binding transcription factor activity, RNA polymerase II-specific; protein binding; RNA polymerase II cis-regulatory region sequence-specific DNA binding. The record is from RefSeq and is a predicted model, not a curated record.
AAAACAUUCUAGCCCCAGUAGCAGUGACAGAAGCUCUCGAAUCAAGUCAGGAUCCAGAUACAAGGUGGUGUUACUCAGCUGGAGCGAGGGGGACAUUUAUUAGCUCAGUAACACAAGUCCUGGCUCCUGAGAUUAACCUCUGAUGCCAUUCAUGCCAACACCCAAUCACGAGCAAGAUCAAAAGUUCGGAGAUGCCUACAAAUUGGCAACAAGUGUGGACACUCUACGUCAGGGGCUCUCAGACUGUGGCAGAGAGGAAGAACAGCUUUAGAGAGGAUGCCCAGCUGGUAAGAAUCGACUGUUUAUGAUGCUCUAGUCACUUGAGGGCUCUCAUUGGCUGAAAGGAAGAAACGCCCCGCCUCUUUGCAAAUCUGAGUGAAAGGGGGAAGUGUCUAAACUUCUAUGUCUGAUGGCAUUUGACCCGAUUGCUUUCAGCCUCCUGGCUCCAUACCUAGAUAUCCUCAGGUGUAUGUGUGUAUUUUAUAGAAUUGCUCCCCAUCUGUUGGUACCAAAGAGAGUUGAAGGAAAUGAAUUUUGAAACUCCACGGUGUGCCACCCUACAGUACUGCCCCGACCCUUACAUCCAGCGUUUCGUAGAAACCCCAGCUCAUUUCUCUUGGAAAGAAAGUUAUUACCGAUCCGCCAUGUCACAGAGCACCCAGACAAGUGAGUUCCUCAGCCCAGAAGUUUUCCAGCAUAUCUGGGAUUUUCUGGAACAGCCUAUAUGUUCGGUACAGCCCAUCGACUUGAACUUUGUGGAUGAACCGUCAGAAAAUGGUGCAACCAACAAGAUUGAGAUCAGCAUGGAUUGUAUUCGCAUGCAGGACUCAGACCUCAGUGACCCCAUGUGGCCACAGUACACGAACCUGGGGCUCCUGAACAGCAUGGACCAGCAGAUUCAGAACGGCUCCUCGUCCACCAGCCCCUACAACACAGACCAUGCGCAGAACAGCGUGACGGCGCCCUCGCCCUAUGCACAGCCCAGCUCUACCUUUGAUGCCCUCUCUCCGUCCCCUGCCAUCCCUUCCAACACAGACUACCCAGGCCCACACAGCUUCGAUGUGUCCUUCCAGCAAUCAAGCACGGCCAAGUCUGCCACCUGGACGUAUUCCACGGAACUGAAGAAGCUGUACUGCCAAAUCGCAAAGACGUGCCCCAUCCAGAUCAAGGUGAUGACCCCGCCCCCACAGGGUGCUGUCAUUCGCGCCAUGCCUGUCUACAAGAAAGCCGAGCAUGUCACUGAGGUCGUGAAGCGGUGCCCGAACCAUGAGCUGAGCCGCGAGUUCAAUGAGGGACAGAUUGCCCCUCCUAGUCAUUUGAUUCGAGUAGAAGGGAACAGCCACGCCCAGUACGUAGAAGAUCCUAUCACAGGAAGGCAGAGUGUGCUGGUCCCUUACGAGCCACCCCAGGUUGGCACUGAAUUCACAACAGUCCUGUACAAUUUCAUGUGCAACAGCAGCUGUGUCGGAGGAAUGAACCGCCGUCCGAUUUUAAUCAUUGUUACUUUGGAAACCAGAGAUGGGCAAGUCCUGGGCCGACGGUGCUUUGAGGCCCGGAUCUGUGCUUGCCCUGGAAGAGACAGGAAGGCCGACGAAGACAGCAUCCGAAAGCAGCAGGUGUCGGACAGCGCAAAGAACGGUGAUGCUUUUCGUCAGAAUACGCAUGGCAUCCAGAUGACUUCCAUCAAGAAACGAAGAUCCCCAGAUGAUGAACUGCUAUACUUACCAGUGAGAGGUCGUGAGACUUAUGAAAUGUUGCUGAAGAUCAAGGAGUCCCUGGAGCUCAUGCAGUACCUUCCUCAGCACACGAUCGAAACUUACAGGCAGCAGCAGCAGCAGCAGCACCAGCACUUACUUCAGAAACAGACCUCGAUGCAGUCUCAGUCUUCAUAUGGUAACAGCUCCCCACCUCUGAACAAAAUGAACAGCAUGAACAAGCUGCCUUCCGUGAGCCAGCUUAUCAACCCACAGCAGCGCAACGCCCUCACCCCUACCACCAUGCCGGAGGGCAUGGGAGCCAACAUUCCUAUGAUGGGCACUCACAUGCCAAUGGCUGGAGACAUGAAUGGACUCAGCCCCACCCAAACCCUCCCUCCCCCACUCUCCAUGCCAUCCACCUCCCACUGCACCCCCCCACCUCCGUACCCCACAGAUUGCAGCAUUGUCAGUUUCUUAGCAAGGUUGGGCUGUUCAUCAUGUCUGGACUAUUUCACGACCCAGGGGCUGACCACCAUCUAUCAGAUUGAGCAUUACUCCAUGGAUGAUUUGGCAAGUCUGAAGAUCCCUGAGCAGUUCCGACACGCCAUCUGGAAGGGCAUCCUGGACCACAGGCAGCUGCACGACUUCUCCUCACCCCCGCAUCUCCUGAGGACCCCAAGCGGUGCCUCUACAGUCAGCGUGGGAUCCAGUGAGACCCGUGGUGAACGCGUGAUUGAUGCCGUGCGCUUUACCCUCCGCCAGACCAUCUCUUUCCCACCCCGCGACGAGUGGAAUGACUUCAACUUUGACAUGGAUUCCCGUCGCAACAAACAGCAGCGCAUCAAAGAGGAAGGGGAAUGAGCGGCCAUUGCUGGGCUCUUCGUGUCUUCUUCCACCUCCCAGCCCCAACAGGGCACAUCUGCUUGAUCUUCAAAGCAUUCUUGCUAGCUCUUUUGAUUUUCCUUCUCAGUCUGGUUUCUAAAGGGACGGAGAAGUAAGAGGCAGCCUGUUGCCUAAAGUCUGACCUGUUACUUGAUUCUGAUUCUGGCUUUAAGCCUUCCAAACUCUUGCUUGUAGGAUGCGUUGUCAUUGCUAGAUAGAAGUUAGCAAAGAAGCAGCGGGUCUCUUUAAGCAGUGGAGAACUCUCAUUGACUUUUAUAAAGCAUUUUCAGCCUUAUAGUCUAAGACUAUAUAUAUAUAAAUAUAAAUAUAUAAAUAUACAAUAUAUAUUUUGGGUGGGGGCAUUGAGUAUUGUUUAAAUGUAAUUUAAUGGAAAUUGAGUUGCACUUAUCAACUUCUUGGAAAUUUGUUUGUUUUGGAUGACUGGUCUGUACCCCCUUUCUCAGGGGUAUCAUGUAUGGUGACAAAUAUCUAGAGUUGAGUGGUCUAUGUGAGUAACAGUGAUGUACAGGUCCUCUUGGUUCUUUGGAUGUUUAGUGUUUAGCAUUUAGCACAUCAAACCUAUGGAUGCAUCCAGCAUGUUUACCAUUGCUCACUAUGAGGUAAAGCUGUAUAUAUGUACACAGUUUGCUCUGUCAGUAUAUUUUAUGUUACUGGUGUCCAUCCCAGUUAGGCUGAUUCACUCUGUGGCUAUUACAAGCAAAAUUUCAUGUUCACUUUGUCACAUGUUAUAGGAAAGGACAACCUCUCCUGCUUUUGUUUGAGAAGGAGGAAUGCAGUUUAUUCUGGAAAUUCUUAAAUGGUCCAAGUCAGCCAUUCCAAAUAUCAGAUGGGAUAUAGCCAAAUAUAGCAAUGGCCCCUUGAAAUUUAAGGCCCAACACUCUAGUAUUUAUUAGGAAAAUAUUUGCUGCCAUUAGAGGAGCCUUAAAACUAAAUUUCCCUACUAGGCUGAUCAAGUAAAAUACACAUUCCCUGAUUUUGUAAGAAUUUAGGCCAAUUAGUCAGAAUGAGUGGAAAUUAAGUACUUUUUAUGGGAAGUUGUAGUAUCUAUUAGGAAUAUUCAAGCUAAACAAGCAUGACUCAAAAAUACUGACUCUCCACUAAAAAAGAAAGCUGUCCCAUCAAACUAUGAAUUUAAAUUCCUUUUGAAGCAUGGAGUGAUGCUUAGGAAAUACACCUUUUAAAGACUUUCCUAUCCAUAAGACACUGCAUGCAGAGACUAGUUUACCUCUCUUCAAAGCCUAAAAUAAGAGUAGUGGGUUGGAAAAUCCAAACUUAGGCAUGCAGUUUUCAUGUGCCUUGAGCUGCACUACUAUCCUUUUCUUCUAGACUAUCAAAGCUCCAUUGCUUUGGAAAGCAGGUUUGAAGAUCCAGUUUUCCACCCAGCUCCUUCCAGGUUAUGUGUAGACAUAGAAAUGUCCACAAAUCAAGGAAAAUGCUUUUCACUAAAACUGUUUAAGGCACAUCAACAAAGACUUGUUUUCCACUUUGUGAAAGUAUGCAACAGUCAGUCUUCCUCCUGGAUGCUUUGGAAACAUUUUGAGACAAAUCUGUUUCUUCCUGAUCUAAAACUUGUGCUAUGUAUAUGAUAAUGAGCUCUACAAUCCUCCCAUCUAUUUUGGUAAAGGGCUGCCACUCAUUGCGCAUGAGAACUCAUUUUUAUUUUAAAGUGCAAAUGGGCAAUUAUGCCUCUGAAAUGUAAUGUAUGGAUUUCACGAGAAAAUCUUAUAUUGUAUAUGUGCGUGUGUGAAAUUGCGUACUGUGCUGUUUUUGCUUGUUUUGGUUUUCUCUUUGGGAUAGUUGGGUUUUCCAGAACCACAGCUGAAACUUUUUUGUUGUUACUGUUUUUCUUUUUUUUUUUGCAAAAGAAUACCAUUUAGUGAGAAUACAGUGUCAAAUAAGACAUGAUACCUUAAUUGUAAGAUGGGGGGAAGGGGAAAGUUGUUUUUUAAUUUUUUUUUAAAUUUUUGUAUGCUAAAGAGAAUGAGUCCUUAAUUUCAACCUUUUGUUGUGUUUAAAUAAUGAUAAACAUUAUUAAUUUCUGUAACAAGCUCACGGCUUUGCAAAUUCAAUAGGUGGAGAAUGAAGUUAUGUCUUGGCCAGGUCAGGAAGACAAAUGGCUUCCUGGGUAUUGUGAGCAUUUGGGCUGUUUUAGCACUGUUAGGGUGGCACUGGGGACUCUGAGGCAUUUCAGCACUAUUUAGGUGGCACUAGGAACUCUAAAAUUUCUGUACUGUAUCCGAUGAUUUUGGCAUUAGCCAUUAGCCAUAGGUAGGCACAGUUCCUCUCCUCACACCAGUGUUAAGGUGUGUGAGCACCCAAGGCUACGGUCAAAGGCAUGGGGAACAGAUGUCUGCUCAAUGACUCACUGGAGAAUGGGAUUCCUUUGCUUGGGGAUGAAGGGAAGAGGAGAGAAAGUGGGGUGCUCUUUCUUCAUCCAUUUAGCUUUUGUUUGCUUGAUUUCCCCCAAAUAUAUGUGUGGGAUGUUGAAUAUGAAAAAUAUGUGGGUUUUUUAUUUUUAUAAUUGUACAAAAGUAAGCAAAUGUCAAAUGUUUUAUAUACUUUAUUAAUGUUUUUUUCAAAAUGUACUUUCUUAUAGACGUGAUACUUUUUUUUACACCUUCAGUUGCUUGUCUGUUGGUAUUUUGUGUUCCGGGCUAUGGUGAGCCUGAGGCAAAUCUAUAAGCCACUUUUGUUUGCCAGGACAUGC